Molecule: messenger RNA, 3063 nt
Organism: Naegleria gruberi
Lineage: Eukaryota; Heterolobosea; Eutetramitea; Acrasida; Naegleriidae
Exons: 1
Coding region: 1-3063 (1020 amino acids)
Molecular function (GO): diaminopimelate decarboxylase activity
Source: RefSeq, a predicted model, not a curated record
AUGAUGAACAAUUCUGAUAGUUCGGAUAGUUUCUUCAGAAGAGAGGAGCGUUUGUUGGAUGAGAAUACAGUAUUUGAAGGAGUUGAAUCAUCAUCACAUCAUAUAAAUAGUUUAUCAUCAUAUUCAACUUCUCCUGUUUUUGCUUCGGGUUCCGUUUUAUCAAACACUCUUUCAUUGAUGAAAACUCAUCAUCAUUCUAAAUUUUACUUGUGCACGUUUGAUUCUGGUUUAUUAACUAAAAAGAAGGGUUUGAAUUUUAUCUUGUCCCAAAUUGUAUCGGAGAAGAAACGUUUACAUGAAUUGGAUGAAAAUGCAAAGAUUAUUAUUGUUGCUCCUUCUACAUUGAAUGAAGAUGAAGGUACUAAAAUGUUGAAAUAUAUUCAAUCAUUAUCACAAAAGAAGGAUGAUGAUUCAUUUGAAUCACUUCAAUCUGAAAGUAUUGUUGAAAGAUAUUUGACUGAAUUUUUAGAACCACUCUGUCAAUUGUACAAGCAAUAUCCAGCUCUUGAAACUGUUACUUUUAAUGAAUAUAGAGCAAAGAUGAAACAAUCCCUUAUUGGAGUUAAUUUAUUAUCAGAAUCUACACCAAAGGUUAUUGCUAAAAUUAUUGGAUAUUAUAGUGAAAUGGUUUGCAAUUUCUUGUUAGAAUUCUUACAAUCUGAAGAAAUUAAUCAUUCAUUUUCAGCUGCCUUGUUAGAUAGCAAGAAGUAUUUAACUACGGCUGUUGAAGAAGUGACCCACAGUGAUAAGGUCAACUUUACCAUUUACGAGCAAAGAAAGCAAGACCAAUAUUUGAGAGCCAAUUAUGAUUCUCCACUCGUUGAUACUGAUUUAAUUGAAGAAUUAAAAACCAGUGAAGCAGACAUUCUCAUCACUCAAGGAAAUAUGGGUUGUGAUGGAAAGGGUGAUGUUGUUCUCUUUGGAGUUGGAGGUUCAAAUUCUGACCUCUCUGUGGCAAUUUAUGCUACUAAACUUGAUAUUGGUUCAGUGGACUUUUGGACAAAUACUGGUGGAAUUUACACAUCCUCUGACAUGAAAACAACAAAUGCCAAGUUUGUUUUGGAAUUAUCUUAUCAUGAAGCAUUAGAAAUUGCCACCUCUGAUAACUUUAAGAUUUUACAACCAAGAAGUCUCAAGCUCUUACAAGAAUUCGAUAUUCAAAUUAGAAUUAGAUCUGUCAAGCUUUUGAAACGUUUCCAAUCUGGGCAAAUUGAUAAGGAAUAUAUUACUCUCAUUCAAAGUGAAAAUGAUGAAGAAAAGUCAUCAGAAGAACACGUCACAAGUUUAACCUAUGAAGAAAAGACACCACACGUCAAGUGCAUCUGUAUCAGAAGAGACAUUCUUAUGGUAUCUAUUGAUACAUUGGAUAUGUGGCAAAAAGUUGGUUUCUUGGCCGAUGUUUUCUCCAAAUUCAAAAAGUAUAAUAUUUCUGUAGAUUUUGUUACAACCUCUGAGGCCAAUAUUACCAUCACUUUUGAUGCUACAGCCAAGUUGGACAAUGAUAUUUUGAACAAGCUUGUUAAUGAUUUAAGAUCUAUGAAUUGCAGAGUUGAAAUUAUUGGACCAUGUGCUGCCUUGUCAUUGAUUGGUAAGAAUAUUAGAUCAUUCUUGCCUCGUCUUUCAUCUGGUUUGAAGUAUUUCUCUGGACAAAAGAUUCAUUCUGUUGCCUUGGCUGCCUCUGAUGUCAAUUUGACUUUCUUGCUCGAUCAAAACAAUUCCAAUGAACAAUUAUUGAAAGAAUUACACGAUUGGGUCUUUAUUAAGCAAGCCAUUGAUUCCCAAUAUAUUGGACCAUCUUGGACUGAACUUUUCGAAACUCAAAAACAAAAGAUUAACGAUGUCAGUGGUAAACAUGUUUGGUGGCGUGUCAAGCAAAAUCAACUUCUCGAAUUGAUGCAAGCUGAAGAUCAACCUCUCUAUGUUUAUGAUGUUGAUCAAUUUUAUGCCAAUGCUCAAAAGCUCAUCAAUAUUUCAACUAAGUGUGGAGGACCAGUUGAUACCAUUUUCUUUGCUAUCAAGUCCAAUCCAAAUGUUGAAAUUCUCAAGAUAUUCGAAGGUAUCGGUUUCGGUUUGGAAUGUGUCUCCAUUGAUGAAGUGAGAAUGGUCUGUAAUCUCUUCCCUAAUAUUGAUAAGAGUAGAAUCUUGUUCACUCCAAACUUUGCUCCAAAGAAGGAAUAUAGAGAAGCUAUCUCAUUGGGAGUCAUGUUAACCAUUGAUUCUCUUUAUCCACUCAUGAAUUGGUCAGAAUUACUGAGGGGUAAGUCUGUUCUAUUGAGAAUUGAUCCAGGUGCAGGUAAGGGUCACCAUGCUAAGGUUAAAACAAGUGGUGUUCAAUCCAAGUUUGGUAUUCACAUUAGUGACAUUCCUCAAGCCAUUGAAUUGUGUGAACAAUUUAGUAUUACAGUUAUGGGAUUGCAUGCUCACGUUGGAAGUGGUAUUUUGGAUGAAGCUGAAGCAUGGAAGAAGACUGCUACUACAUUGACUCAACUCAUUUCAGAAUAUCCAAAAUUGGCUAAAGAUGUUAAAUUAAUUGACUGUGGAGGUGGUCUUGGUGUUCCUUAUGUGCCUUACAAGCAAACUGAAUUGGAUUUGGGCGAAGUUGCUAAAGCUAUGACCGAAUUCAAGUUAAAUAAUAAUCCAACAAAUGUCAAGCUCUGUAUGGAACCUGGAAGAUUUUUGACAGCCAAUGCUGGUGUCUUGUUAGCUCGUGUUACACAAAUUAAGAAUAAGAAUUUCAAAUUAUUUAUUGGUAUUGAAACUGGUAUGAACUCACUCAUCAGACCAACCUUGUACAAUUCCCAUCAUGAAAUUGUCAACUUGUCCAAGAUCAGCAAUCCUGAUAGUGAUGAUCCAGCUGAAAGUACAAUGGUUGCCGAUAUUGUGGGACCAAUUUGUGAAAGUGGUGACGUUUUUGGUAAUGAUAGACCAAUAUCUAGUGAAACACGUGAAGGUGAUGUUCUUUGCAUUUGUACAGCAGGAAGUUAUGGAUUCAGUAUGUCGUCCAAUUACAAUAAUAGAGCCCCAGCUAAGGAAGUUUUCAUUCCUUCAUCCAAGAAAGAGUAG